AUGACCCAAAACGAAGCAAUAUCACAGGACUGUACAAUGAAUAAUGAAUCCAUGCAGGAACAACAAAAUUCACUCAGUCAAGAGCCAGUUAUUAAUGCAGAUACAGUUUUCAAAUGCCCUCAAUGUAGAUAUCCACUUUUUAAGGGAAGUGACAUCAUUCAACAUGAAGCAACCAAAGUAAGAAAGAUAGUCAAAAAGAGAAAGCAAUAUGCUUCUAAAGAAAAUGGCUGUCAUUCGUAUUUUAUUGAUAAACCUGACUGGCUUGAUGCAACUGGAAGACUUAAUGAUACAAUAAACUGUCCUAGAUGUCAUAUUAAAUUAGGUCAUUUCAAUUGGUAUGGCUCUCAAUGUUCCUGUGGCGAAUGGAUUAAACCAUCCUUCCAAUUUCCAAAAUCUCGUGUAGAUGCAAUUUAA
Trichomonas vaginalis G3 is the source of this 414-nucleotide messenger RNA. RefSeq names its product protein tyrosine/serine/threonine phosphatase protein. Gene Ontology annotation, molecular function: protein tyrosine/serine/threonine phosphatase activity. The record is from RefSeq and is a predicted model, not a curated record. The transcript has a single exon. Gene Ontology annotation, biological process: protein dephosphorylation. Bases 1 to 414 code for a protein of 137 amino acids. NCBI's taxonomy places the organism in Eukaryota, Parabasalia, Trichomonadida, Trichomonadidae.